AUUAUUGAAUCAUAUAGUUGGCACGUAUUAAUCAUUUAGUAUACAUUUUUUUUUACGUACGAAAUUUAAUUACACGUUUAGUUGCAAUUAAAAUGUCUCAGUGGAAGUUACUUAUUCUGUUAUCCCUUUUAACUAUAAGUAAAUGUGUAGAAGUUCCAUCAUUUCUCAAGAUAUGUCAUCGCAGUGACUUGCAUUUGAAUGAAUGCGUAAAACAUAGUGUAGAAGCUAUCAAACCACGCUUACGAGUUGGAAUUAAAGAACUGAAUAUUCCAUCAUGUGAACCAUUAAAGAUUUCAAAAAUAAAUAUAAGUCAAUCAGCAGCGACUAUUGCUGUUAAAUUUGUUUGCACAAAUAUUUUAAUCAACGGAGGAACUCAUUUUGUGCUAAAAAAAGUCAACAUUGAUUUCGAUAAAAAUCAAAUUCAAUUAAAAAUUUUUUUUCCUCGACUGUCGAUGACUUCGGACUAUGACAUAAAUGGAAGAAUUAUGAUGAUACCAAUUAGAGGACAAGGUCAAUGUCAAGGAAAUUUCAGUGAAAUAAAUGCUGAUAUAAUGAUUCAGGGUGAACGUUAUGAAAAUAAUAUAGAUAAAAAAAUAUAUUUUAAAAUAAAAGAUGUAUUGACUGAUUUUGAUGUCGGGCAUGCUAAUAUGAAUUUAGAUAAUUCGUUUAAUCGUGAUAAAACAUUGGCAUUAGGAAUGAAUACGUUUUUAAGAGACAAUUGGAAAACUGUUGCUGUGGAUAUGAAACCAGCAAUUGGAAAUAAUAUUGCUGAUUUAGUAAAAAAAUAUUCAGAAGAAAUAUUUUCUAAAUAUCCAUUAGAUUUACUUUUACCACUAUAAUUUUAAAUAGUUUAUAUGUUUGAUUAUAAAAUAUUAUUUAGUAAUAUUAAAUACCCGUAAGUUGAUAAAUAUUCUAUAUUUAUUUAUCUAUAUAAAUAUUCUAUAAAAUAUUCUAAUAAUUGAAUGUUAAUAAAAAUUUAACACCAUAGUCCUUUUAAAUUAUUGUUAAUAAUAUUUUUUAAGUAAGGAUCUUUGAUGAAUGUCAUACUAUCACGCUGAGAAUAAAAUUUUUCAAAAAGCAAUA
This is a messenger RNA of Microplitis mediator, 1083 nucleotides long. RefSeq names its product protein takeout-like. The record is from RefSeq and is a predicted model, not a curated record. Bases 93 to 839 code for a protein of 248 amino acids. The transcript is spliced from 3 exons. Lineage: Eukaryota; Metazoa; Arthropoda; Insecta; Hymenoptera; Braconidae.